CGUGUUCAACUCGAAAAUUCGUUAGUACAGUUGUAGACGCAUAGAAAUGAAGUUUAAUAUAGUGUUAUUGGCCACCGGCUUACUGCUGGCUAUGGCAACUGUAGCAACAGCAAUAACUUUUGAUGAAGAGCGCUUAGCACUCAAGCAAUUUGUCACAUCUGAGGAACGCAUACGCUCUCAUGGCUAUCCGGCCGAAUCGCACACCGUAGAGACCAGUGAUGGCUAUCUACUCACACUCUUCCGCAUACCUUACUCGCAUAAAUUGAAGAAUCAACGUGCCAAACGUCCAGCUUUCCUGUUGCAACACGGUUUAUUCAGCAACUCCGAUUGUUGGUUGAGCAGCGGUCCUGAUCACUCGUUGGCCUAUCUGUUGGCCGAUGCCGGUUUCGAUGUGUGGUUGGGCAAUGCCCGUGGCAACAUUUACUCGCGCGCAAAUUCGCAAAUCACUUUGAAUAGUCCGAAAUUUUGGAAAUUCAGUUGGCAUGAGAUUGGCACCAUUGACAUUGCCGCUAUGAUUGAUUACAUACGUAAUUUCACCGGUGAGCAGGCCGUGCAUUAUGCCGGCCACUCGCAGGGCACCACGGUCUAUUUGGCGCUCAUGUCUACGCGUAAAGAGUACAAUCCCAAAAUCAAAACGGCACAUCUAUUAGCGCCAUGCGCCUUCUUUAAUCAUGGCAGACACCCGAUCUUCCAACUGGGCGCAUUAGUCGGCACACCCGGCGGUCUGUGGAAUAGCAUACUCGAGGAUAUGGAGUUGAUGCCCAAAAACCAGUUGGUCAAUCGCAUUGCCGACACACUCUGCGGUCAACAACCCAAUUUGGGUAAACAGUGUAAAGAUGUCGUGCUUUGGUAUGCGGGCGAUGGUUAUCGCAACACAAAUCUGACUUCCAUGCAGGUGCUCAUUGAAACCCAUCCAGGUGGUUCGUCCAGUAAUCAGGGUAUACAUUAUCUGCAGCUAACUAAGUCGCAUAAAUUCCGUCAAUUCGAUUAUGGCACCAAGAAGAACCAACAGAUUUAUAAACAAGAUACGCCACCAGACUAUGACUUGAGUAAGAUUACCGCGCGCACCUACUCAUACUCGAGCGCCAACGAUGCAUUGUGCGGUCCACGCGAUGUUGACACUUUGGUAGAGAAUAUGCCUUAUUUGGUUGAGGAUUAUCGCGUACCAGAUCCUACUUGGAAUCACAUGGACUUCAUUGUGGCAAACAAAAUGCGUGAGGUGAUCAACGAUCGUGUUGUGCGCGCCGCUAAGACUUACGAGCGAAUGUAAUAUUGCAAAUAAAACAGUAAAUAGUUGAUACUUCAUUUAUUCAAAGA
Messenger RNA from Zeugodacus cucurbitae (melon fly), 1317 nucleotides. Its product is annotated as lipase 3. NCBI's taxonomy places the organism in Eukaryota, Metazoa, Arthropoda, Insecta, Diptera, Tephritidae. The record is from RefSeq and is a predicted model, not a curated record. The transcript is spliced from 3 exons. The coding region runs from base 47 to 1270 and encodes 407 amino acids. Gene Ontology annotation, molecular function: hydrolase activity, acting on ester bonds. Gene Ontology annotation, biological process: lipid metabolic process.